Arachis ipaensis is the source of this 315-nucleotide messenger RNA. The record is from RefSeq and is a predicted model, not a curated record. NCBI's taxonomy places the organism in Eukaryota, Viridiplantae, Streptophyta, Magnoliopsida, Fabales, Fabaceae.
AUGACGGCGGUGGCGUCCGGCACGGCGGAAGAGGGUGGCGCGGCGGCGGUGGCUGCUGUUCGGAGGAAGGGAGGGAAAGGUAGGGGUAAUGGGGGUAGGGGUGGUGACGGGGCGGCGGCGGUGGGUGGUGGUGGCGCGGCGUGGGCAGUGGCGGUUAGAGGGGAAGAAGAAGAAAGAAGAAGAGAGAAGGGAGAAGGAGGAAGGGGGUUGGGUGGCGGCGGGGUCUGGGUGGUCGGCGGCGUCUGGCGGUGGCGUGGUGGUGGCUGGUCUAAGUCGUUGGAUCGUGAUGCAAUGAUGGCGGAGACCUUUAAGUAA